GCCAAAUCGUUAGCAAUCUCUUCUUUAAGAAACAAAAUCACCUCUUUAGACGAUAAACCCAUGGGCUAUUAUUGCUCACUUUCUCUUAAAAAUCUUCCUCACACUCUUGUUCCUACUGCUUAUAAUGAAUUAUCGCAAGAAAUUCAUCAAGUCUUAAUUAAAAAGCACAGUGAAUUCCUUUUGGAAAAACUCAUUACGCUUCUUAAGAAACAAGAGCUUAUUCAUGAAAACUAUGCCAAGCAAUUAGAUGAGAAGUUUAGUAAGGUGCAAGCUGAACUUCAAAUCAAUGUAAGUAAUGGUUCGUUGAAGAUCGAACUCACUACAAUGUACUCAAAUUCUGCUAAAAGCAGAAUAGAGAGUAUCUUACGGCAAUAUGAUGAAAAAAUAUUGCAACUUGACAUCGAGCAUUCUCUCAAUAUUGAGUCAUCGCAGAAACGAAAAACACCAUCAAACAUUGACGAAGACGCCAUGAACUUUGACCAAAACUGGUCAAAAGUCGCAACGCAAUACCUUCAAAAAGCCAAGAAAAAUCACUACAAAAAAUUGGUGUAG
Ambispora gerdemannii is the source of this 552-nucleotide messenger RNA. Lineage: Eukaryota; Fungi; Glomeromycota; Glomeromycetes; Archaeosporales; Ambisporaceae. The record is from the annotation of a GenBank genome assembly.